UUUUUCUGGCAGAAAUGUACUCCUCUUUUUAAUCUGCAGUGGCCCUAAUCUGCCAUUAUAAUCCCUUGUGGUUAAAAUGUGCAAAGCAUCUCUGCUUUCAGCUGAGGAUGAUGAUGCUGCAGCAAAGCUGCCCAAUAAAGUUUUAAUUACCCCGAGGCAAUAAAAGGUUGCAGGCAGAGCAAUCACAUUCCAUGUUUCAGGUGGAUUUCUUUUUAUAUGUGCCAUCCUCUGAACACUGACCCCAUAAAACUUUAGGUAUUGGUUAAUUUUUUAUCUUUUCUUCCUUGGUUAUCCCUCCCAGCUUUAUUUCUCUGCGCUGUGGGGCAUAAAAAGCAGAGAAGAGGCGUCUUCCCCUCACUUUCACCAUUUUCCUCUGGGAUCUAACCGCCGCGUCAUCCACCAUGGCAUCGCUCACCUGCGAUGCUCUGGCCACGGUCUGCUCCGGGUCGGACUGCCUCGUGCCUCCCAGCAACUUCAACGCCAUCCUGGGUGUGGUGCUGAGCACGGUGCUCACGGUGAUGCUGGCGCUGGUCAUGUUCUCCAUGGGCUGCACCGUGGACGCCUCCAAGCUGUGGCACCACGUCAGGCGGCCCUGGGGCAUCUUCAUCGGCUUCCUCUGCCAGUUCGGCAUCAUGCCCUUCACGGCUUUUGCGCUGUCUUUGGCUUUCGGGGUGCUUCCGGUGCAGGCCAUCGUCAUCAUCGUCAUGGGCUGCUGUCCGGGAGGCUCCAGCUCCAACAUCAUCUGCUACUGGCUGGACGGAGACAUGGACCUGAGUAUCAGCAUGACGACCUGCUCCUCCAUCUUGGCUUUGGGCAUGAUGCCGCUCUGCCUGUUCGUUUACACCAGCGUCUGGACUUCCAGUGACACCAUAAAGAUCCCCUUCGACAGCAUCGGAAUCACACUCGCAGCCCUUCUCAUACCCAUUGCAGUUGGGAUUCUUGUGAAAAGCAAGUGGCCUCUGGUUGCGAAAAAGAUCCUGAAGGUGGGUUCCAUCGCCGGCUUUGCUCUCAUCAUCAUCAUUGCCGUGGUUGGAGGCGUCCUCUACCAGUCGUCCUGGGUCAUUGCUCCCUCCUUGUGGAUAAUUGGAACCAUCUACCCCUUCAUUGGGUUUUUUCUUGGUUUCCUGUUGGCCCGGUUCGUGGGUCAGCCCUGGUACAGAUGUCGAACGAUUGCGCUUGAAACUGGUUUCCAGAACUCCCAGUUGUGCAGCACCAUCGUCCAGUUGUCUUUCACCCCUGCAGAGCUGGAGGUCAUGUUUGCGUUCCCUCUCAUCUACAGCAUCUUCCAGCUGGCUGCGGCCGUUUUAGCUGUGGGCGCCUACCAAGGGUACAAGAGGGUUUGUGGAAAAGGUGACGGCGCAGACGAUGAGGCCAGAUCAGUAGACGACUUGCCUAAAAACACCAAGAACAGCUACGAUCUGGACAACAAAGCCUUCGAUUCCAGCGAAAUGAAUGGCACCUUCUCCAUAAAGCACUGAGACUCCAACACACUGCAGAAAACUGUAGACCUCCUGAAGACCAUCACUGAACUGUGGACACACUCCGCCCCCUAAAGGUUGAAAUGUGUAAUGCAAAGGAAAAAUGCAACAGUUGGACGGUGCGUGGCGCCCCUGACUGACCCAUUCUGUGUUUGAGCUUAAUAUUCUGCUUCAUUUUUAAUUUAUUCAUGUAGAUAUUUAAAAACAGUGCCAGCUCCACUGCAAAACCUACAUUUUACCAAGUAUUUUAUAGUGCAAAUACAUUAGUACUCUUGAAAUAAGACAAAACUGAUCUAUAAGUAACU
Poecilia reticulata (guppy) is the source of this 1783-nucleotide messenger RNA. It is a transcript of the gene slc10a2, whose product is annotated as solute carrier family 10 member 2. NCBI's taxonomy places the organism in Eukaryota, Metazoa, Chordata, Actinopteri, Cyprinodontiformes, Poeciliidae. Gene Ontology annotation, cellular component: apical plasma membrane. The record is from RefSeq and is a predicted model, not a curated record. Gene Ontology annotation, biological process: bile acid and bile salt transport. Gene Ontology annotation, molecular function: bile acid:sodium symporter activity.